AAUGAACAUGAGCAAUCUAUCCUUUAUACGUAUGAUGAAACAGCAGGGGAGGUAUCAGUACUGUCCAAAGUGUCGUAUGGCUGUUGAGAGGAUAACUGGCUGUGAUAUGAUGCAUUGUUCGCAGUGUGGUGCAAGCUUUUGUUGGCAAUGUGGUAUGUACAACUAAUGAAUUUUAAUGUGUCUUAUAAAGGGCAGUGCUGCAGUGUACGGAGAUUAAAGUUAAAAUCCCUUUAAUGGGGCACCAAAGGUUCAGAACCAUCUGCAUUACACAGGGGUCUGUAUUAUAGAGUUAGGGAACAGGUGAAGUUUGGUAUCUUUGGGACCUGCAGGUGAAUUUUCCAUAAUAGAGAGAGCUGUCUGUAUUAUUUUAGCAGUAUCCAUAACUAUAGAUUCAACUGUGCCUUAAUUGUUGAAAUUCAUUUAUUUUGCUUCUAUGGUGAAGACGAGAGGUUAAAACAGUAUUAAGUACCCUUGUUUUCAUGAGAGAAAAUAGAAAGAUAUGAAAAUGCUAGUCUGACCUUUUCUCUAAAACAGGCUAUUUGAAAGAGUGUUGGUUUGAGGGGGCAGGGGGAAAUUGUCACUGGCCAAGAACAUUACCAAAAAAGCAGUCAUAAGACACAUGGUUCAUCCCUUUCAAAACGAUGGCUUAAAAUCCACUCAUACCCACCCCUGCUGAAUUGUCUACAAUUAACCUUAACCACCUCUAGUGUCGGGAUCACUCCGCCAUUUUGUUUGCAUACAACUGUGCAUCUUGCAAUAAUCUUGAGUUGAAACUGAUCUGGUGCUUUUAUCUUUUUACAUGUGCAAAAGCAUUAUUAAGUGCAAAGCUGUAUAUCCUACAUGUACAUCACAACACAAUAAGAGAUGUGAGAGACUCAUAACUUGAGGCUUGUACAUGUGUGAGCUUUCUUGUACUUCCUGUACUGUAUAUUGUUAUUAAGACAGGAUCUACCAGGAAAUUGAGUAAAAAUUAAUAAUAAUUAUAAUUAUUUUAAUUUUCAGUGGACAAAAUUAACCUUGUCCCAGAAUAUUUUAAGGCAAUUAUCGCAUUCUUUUUUACACUUUUCAAGGGCUUUAGAUAUAAUUAGUUAUCUGUAAUAACUCCAAAGACAAUUUCUUUUGGGAGCCUGCGAAAAGAAAAUUCAAAUUUCAAAGGAACUGAGAAAACAUGGGUAAAAUCAUCAUACACAAGAUUUCAUUUCGUGAAAUUUGAAGCUUUUGAAAUUUGUUUUCUCGGGCUCUUAUAAAAACCUUUUCUUUGGAGUGAUUUUAUAUAAGGUAUUACAUUUAUAGCCCUUGAAAAGUGUGAAAAAGAAUGCACUAUGGUUGAAAUUAUUCUGGUACAAGGUUUUUGCCCACUGAAAAUUAAAAUUAUUCAAUUUCCUAAUGGACUCCAGGGUGCAAAGAAAGUCAGUUUUACAGCCUGCCAUUCGGGCAAGCUGUAGCUAGCAUGUACUAGCCCACAAGUCAUUUCAACUAGCCCAAAAACUCUUUUUGAUUGCAGGAUUGAUUACCAUCCUUCUGUAAUUUGAAUUUCCCCAAAACAUUCACUUGCCCAUCGGGCAAGUUAAGAACAGAAUUCACUAGCCCGAAAGCAAAAUCCACUAGCCCCAAGCUAUCGGACACGACUUUCUUUGCACGCUGGAUUCUGUCAAUUGCUACAUAUAAUUGACCAAUCAAGAUAUUAUUGCUGAAAUAUUAAAUUUUUCAUGCCCAGUUCCUAUUUAGGAGAUACAAUCUGAUCAAUUUCUAGUUUUACAGGCAAACAAUAACACAAUCCAUAAAUUAUUUUGUGCCAUAACAAUAUAAAUCUAAUAAUAUUGUCUUUUUUUUUUUUAAGGUUGUCCUUCAGUUUAUUCUAUUAAAUUAUUCCAAUAAACACUUCUUUUUUCUUUAGGAAAGGCAAUAUCUGGCUAUGACCAUUUUGGAAACUGUGGGAGGCUCGAACCAGGUUUCCGCAUACCCGUCAGACAGCCAACAGUGGGUGAAAAUUUGAUUGAGAAGUAUCGUAAGGCCAACCCAAGAAGAAGAUUAUGAACAAAGCUAUGUCCC
Porites evermanni is the source of this 2052-nucleotide messenger RNA. Lineage: Eukaryota; Metazoa; Cnidaria; Anthozoa; Scleractinia; Poritidae. The record is from the annotation of a GenBank genome assembly.